Messenger RNA from Haemonchus placei, 1272 nucleotides. Lineage: Eukaryota; Metazoa; Nematoda; Chromadorea; Rhabditida; Trichostrongylidae. The record is from the annotation of a GenBank genome assembly.
AUGAUGUCCACACUUCGACUAACGAGACGUUUUUCCACAUCACGAUCACUUCUAGUCACGGCUCAAGAAGUUUUUGAUAGAGAGGCAAAAUAUGGUUGUCAUAACUACAAACCUUUACCAGUAGCAUUGGCUAAAGGAGAAGGCGUAUUCGUUUGGGAUGUCGCUGGUAAAAGGUAUUACGAUUGCCUUGCUGGAUACUCAGCCGUCAAUCAAGGCCACUGCCACCCUCGGAUAGUAGCGGCUGCUGUAAAACAAAUGCAAGUACUCUCAUUGACUUCACGAGCGUUUUAUAACAAUGUGCUUGGCGAGUACGAAGAAUUCCUAGUCAAGAAAUUCAAAUACGACAAAGCUCUGCCUAUGAAUACUGGUGUGGAAGCAGCUGAAUCGGCCGUAAAACUCGCUCGACGUUGGGCUUAUGAUGUGAAAAAAGUCCCCACUAACAAAGCAAAGAUGAUAUUCGCUGAAGACAACUUCUGGGGCCGUUCAAUAGCUGCCGUUUCGGCAUCAAGCGACCCAGAAUCCUACGGUGGCUUCGGACCUUUUGUACCGUUAUUCGAGAGGGUACCCUACAAUAAUUUGCCAGCACUCGAAAAAGCUAUAUCUGAUCCAAACACGGCUGCCUUCAUGGUGGAACCAAUCCAAGGUGAAGCCGGUGUAGUCGUGCCAGAUAAGGGAUACUUGAAGGGCGUACAGGAUCUUUGUAAGAAGCAUAAUGUGUUGUUCAUCACAGACGAAAUUCAAUCGGGUCUAGGAAGGACUGGAGAGUGGUUGGCUCAUUACCACGACGGAGUACGGCCGGACAUUGUCGUUCUUGGAAAGGCUCUUUCUGGUGGUGUCUAUCCGGCAUCAGCAGUUCUUUGCGAUGACCAUAUCAUGCUAAAUAUAAAACCAGGCCAGCAUGGAUCGACGUAUGGUGGAAACCCGGUGGCUUGUCGGGCUGCUAUCGAAGCCCUCAAGGUGAUCGAAGACGAGGGUCUCGUCGAGAAUUCGGCAAAAAUGGGCGAAUUGCUCCAGUCCAAAUUACGAACGUUACCUAAGGAAAUCGUGUCGGUAGUCCGUGGACGAGGAUUGUUCAUUGCUGUCGUCAUCAACAAAAAAUUCGAUGCUUGGACGGUAUGCAAUCGGUUACUGGCUAAUGGAGUUUUGUGUAAGAAUACCCAUGGCGACAUCAUUCGAUUCACUCCACCACUGUGUAUCAACAAGGCUCAGAUCGAAGAAGUGUUCGAUAUCAUUUCGAAGACGAUUUUACAAAUGGCCUCCGAGCAGAAGUAA